Myiozetetes cayanensis is the source of this 5874-nucleotide messenger RNA. RefSeq names its product oncoprotein induced transcript 3 (gene OIT3). Gene Ontology annotation, molecular function: calcium ion binding. Lineage: Eukaryota; Metazoa; Chordata; Aves; Passeriformes; Tyrannidae. Bases 3456 to 5114 code for a protein of 552 amino acids. The record is from RefSeq and is a predicted model, not a curated record. The transcript is spliced from 11 exons.
AGAAUCCAAGCCACCUGGAGCCUCUGGCUGGUGAUCAGGCCUUGCACUCCACCGCCAUUAACACGCACACUUCUGGUCACACCUGGUCUCUUUUAUAAAAAAGUUACUACAAGACUGCUUUCUACUGGAAAAACCGUGGUUUCUUGCCGACCUUACCUCUCUGAGGCCGUGGGGAUGCAGAUCAGAGCUUUGCUGAAGAAGCUGGGAUGGAAAUCCUGCUGCCAGGCCUGGCUGCCUAACACAGGGAUCUUGGGAGCACUUGAGGUGCUGAGUUGCUGGUGUGCUGUCUAUGCCCUAAUUCCUACAUCUGAAAAUGGAGGAUCGUGGAAAAUACACCGGGUUCUGCAGGAGCUGUGGAUAAACACUCUCAAAAAACACCAAGCUCUGCAUCACAGGGCUGCACUAAGGGAGAGGAAGUAACUGCUGCUCUUCACUAGGGGUGAUGCACUUGCCUGAUUUUAAGGGGCCCUGGAUGUUUUACUUGUGUUGAGUUCACUCGUUCUUCCUUAAGCUUGUGUUCCCUACCUGAUCUCCCCAGCCCUUCCCAUUGGCUCCGUGUCCUGGGACAAGUUGUUUACGGCACCAAGGCCUAUCUCAGAGCCCUUGACUCUGGUGCAAUCCAUCUCAGCAGCCUGUCAGGGCUUAUUGUGACCCUGCAUCCUCAAACCGAUGCCAGACGGGGCUCCUGCCACGCGUGCCGGGUUCUGCUCCCCCUCGGCGGCGGGAAGUGCUGAUUAGCUCUUCCUCCUGCUCCUCCUGGGCAGGUCCCUGCGCCCAGAGCUGCGCUCCAACACCUCCCCUUCACCAGGCACCAGAGUGUCUACUCUCUAGUGGUGUUUGUGACAAAGGCUCUUUGGUCAUCAGUGCAUUACGAACAGCACAGGGCUUUCCAGCCCAGCCUGGUGCUUUGAGGAACCCAAGUCCCUCGUGUGAGGAUGGUGAAGCCCUCCAGAUGUCUGGGAGGGGCAAGCAGGGUGCUUGUCACCUGCAAAAUGAGCAGCCUUUCCAUGGUAAGAGCAGACAUAGCCAAACUUUGCAGCAGGUUUAGAGCUUUUGCAGCCCGAAACAAAAUUGCAGCCCUCUAUUUUAAUACUACCUUCCCCCUUCAUAUCUUUCAAACAGUACUGAUGGCUACUUUUAAGAAGUACUACCUCGGUCCUGAUUCUUUUUGGGAAGUUGGAUUCAUUCAACUUUGGGGUGUGGGAGCAGAGGUCAGGAACAAUGGAUUUGCCUGGAGAGUGCAGGCCCUGGAGUACCCCGCUGGAAUUGUGUCCUCUCUCCCACAGCAUCUCCUCGCAGGAAGGAUUUUGUUUGGGGGUUUUUUUCCCUCUCUGCUCUCAGAAAUGACUGCUGAUCCGUGUGAUCUAAUACAGGCUACUGUUGUUUGUGGAGCAAUGUUUGUCACCCAAAUUAAUUUGCAAAGCAAAAAGGAAGCGCUGAUAGAGGAGUUGCCUGUGGUGCUUCUUCCCAAAGGUGUUUAGAGGCAGCACACAAAUCUUCUCCAGCUUGAGACCCUUUGCUUGAAGUAGAUGUCGUGGUGAUUGGGGAUAGUGCCAUCUCUGGGAAUGCUUGGGCAUCUCCCGCUUUAAUCCGUUUUGGAGACCCCUUUGAGGCUCAAAACUGCAACACUGCAGUUGGUUUCCCUGUGUUGAUUGUCAGCUGUCAGUCACUUGCAUGUACCUGCCAAAACACAAUUGUGACAGGCUCGUGUAGCACCUCCAAAACAAAAGCAGCUGGGAAAUGAGAUGGUUCAGAGUAACUGUACACACAUGUGACACCAACAGAACGUUCCACCCAGGCUUGUCAGACUUAUUUACCCAGGAUCAUAAGUAGGAAUCAGCCUCUCAAUGAAAAUGGCAAAAUAUAAAUCCCUGUGGCUUGUUAUAUUACUCUCCAUUCAAUUUUAGUUUCUCUUCUGGGAAUUCACAAAAGCACUGUUUGAGGGUUAUCUGCCUGCUAGCUUUGUGUAGUGAAUCUGCCCUCCUUUCCUGUUGUUGGAAAACCUUUUCUGGUGCUGCACAGCUGUCAGCACAAUAGAGCCACAAGGACUUUGUUAUUUAUUUUAUUUUUUUAGUGGGAGCAAUGUCAGUAAUUUAUUUGGUUUUUUUUUUUUGUCAUUCCCCAGAGUCAUUCACCACUGAAAAAAGACUCCUGUGCUGGGUGGAGCAGAGGAGCAAAUUGCACUUUGCUGCCAGGGACACGUCCAGACAGGGAGAGGCCACUGGUAACUUUCUGUAGUGUGCAAUCCCUACAAAGCAAACACCCACCUCCCUCCUUGCCUUGUGCAAACUCAGUGUGAAAAUAAUGGAGCUGCUUUUUCCCUGCUGGGAUUUCAAGCAGGCUAUUCAGCCUUGAUGUCAGUCCUUACUCCAGCCUGCUGCAGAAAUGCAGGAUGCAGAGGGAACUGGGAAAUGCAUCCACUUGCCUGAUUGAGUGAUUACUGUAGGCUUACCUGCACUUACUGCUGAUGGAGAUCUCUUAUAGCAAGAGCUGAUGGGAUGAGAGGGAAAAUCCCUUUCCACUUAUUCAUGUUGUCCUUGGUAUCCCACUGCCAGCAUGGCGUUGGGUUUGCUUUAGCAGGGAACAGAUUUCAGGGUGCUGCAUCCAGAGCUUGUGGUUAUCAGCUGCAGCUCAGCCUAGUUUGGUUUGAACCAGUAAGGAGAGGCUCUCAGUUACUUGGGUUUGCAUGGAACUUAAUUCCUUAAUGUCGGAUUUUUUUUUGACUGUUGGUUUGGUUUUGUUUUUUAAAGAUGGGAGAUUGUAAGAGUGCUGCGGAAAAGGGUCUUUACUUGCCUUGUUUGAUAACCUUGCUGCAAUCAGGCUGUGUGACCAGGAGUGAAAAGAGAGCCUAGGAACAGCUUGUUUCCCUGUGGGACACCAGUCUUUCACUUUGACUGAUGUUCCCAUUGUAGCUCUGCUCCAGGGACUCCUCUGCAAUCUCUGCUCGGAAGGAUCAGUCCCCUCCUUUGGCCACUAUUUCCUGCAGUUCAGGCUCUCUGGCCAGUGUUUUCUGCCUGUGGGAGCCACGGAGUCGUAGGACUUGUGGAAGUAGCAGAGAUAACGAGCACCCAUCCGUUCUUCUCUUCCAUCCCCUCCGGGAUGUCCGGGUGUCCCUGGUUAGAACUCCUCUCCGGAUGAGAUAGUGGAGGUGUCACUGUGGGGCAGUCAGGGCAGAAAACAAUAGCAGGUUGAGUCCAAAAAACAACACUGACCAGUGAAUACAUCUCUGCUGUCAAUCAGUGGCAGGGCUGCUCUGGGGAGGUCAAGGCUGGAGCUGUACCCCACAUCCCUUCGGCUUCUUCCUCUGAUAAACUUCCAGCAGAGCGACCACACUUGCUCUUCUGGAAGGUUGGAGUCAGGAGUUCCACUGAGGGGAAGGCUGCAAGAGCCACAGCGUGUGUGAGGGCUUUGAAGACUCUGUUCCUUGAGCAGUGACUGCUCCUUGGCUGAGUGGGAUGUUCCAGUACUUGUUUUUGUGCAUCUGCUUUGUCAUCCAGCACCAGGCAGUGUCUUCCAUGGCCCUGGACCCCUGCUCUGCCUACAUCAGCCUCAACGAGCCCUGGAGGAACACGGACCACCACGUCAACGGCUCGCACGGGCAGCCCACGUGCGACAGCCAGAUCGACGGCGAGUGGUACCGCUUCACGGGCAUGGCGGGCGACGCCAUGCCCACCUUCUGCAUCCCGGAGAACCACUGCGGCACCCACGCGCCCAUCUGGAUGAACGGCAGCCACCCGCGGGAGCGCGACGGCGUCGUGGCGCGCCAGGCCUGUGCCAGCUUCAAUGGCAACUGCUGCCUCUGGAACGCCACCAUCGACGUCAAGGCCUGCCCGGGCGGCUACUACGUGUACCGCCUCGCCAAGCCCAGCGUCUGCUUCCACGCCUACUGCGGCCAUUUUUAUGACAUCUGCGAUGUGGUGGAUUGCCAGGGCCCCUGCCUGGACACCAGUGACUGCACCUGUUCCCCGGGGACGACGCUGGGACCUGAUGGACAGACGUGCCUUGAUGAAAACGAGUGUGAGCAGAACAACGGGGGCUGCAGUGAGUUCUGUGUGAACCUGAAGAACUCCUACCGCUGCGAGUGCGGGGUCGGGCGCACGCUGGGCAGCGACGGCAAGACCUGUGAAGAAAUCGAAGGCUGCCACAACAACAACGGAGGCUGCAGCCAUACCUGUAUUGAAGUGGAAGACACCUACCAGUGUGAAUGCCCAAGGGGACUUGUUCUGUCAGAAGACAACCACACUUGCCAAGUGCCAGUGCUGUGCAAGUCGAGCUCUAUCGAGGUGAACAUCCCAAAGGACCUGGUUGGAGGCCUGGACCUUUCCCUCAUCAACACUUCCUGCAAAGGCGUCUCCAACGGCACUCACGUCAACAUCCAUUUCUCCCUGAAGUCCUGUGGAACUGUUGUAGAUGUAAUAGACGACAAGAUCAUUGCCACCAACCUGGUGACUGGCUUGCCGAAGCAGACCCCGGGCAGCAACGGGGACAUCAUUGUGCGCACCAGCAAGCUGCUGAUCCCGGUGACCUGCGAGUUCCCGCGCCGCUACACCAUCUCCGAGGGCUACGUGCCCAACCUCAAGAACUCACCCCUGGAGAUCGUGAGCCGCAACCAGGGCGUCUUCCCCUUCACCCUGGAGAUCUUCAAAGACAAAGACUUCGAUGAACCCUACAGGGGGGCUCUGCCCACCCUCAAGCUUCGGGACUCGCUGUACUUUGGGAUUGAGCCCUUGGUGCACGUCAGUGGACUAGAGACACUUGUAGAGAGCUGCUUUGCCACUCCCACCUCCAAAAUCGAUGAGAUCCUCAAGUACUACCUGAUUCAGGAUGGCUGCGUGUCCGAUGACUCCGUGAAGCAGUACACGUCAAAGGACCAUCUUGCCAAGCACUUCCAGGUUCCUGUGUUCAAGUUCGUGGGCAAAGACAACAGGGAGGUGUUCCUGCACUGCCGCAUCCUGGUGUGCGGGGCCCUGGACGAGACCUCCCGCUGCGCCCAGGGCUGCCGGAGACGCGUGCGCAGGGCGGCCGGCGACGAGGAAGAGGAGGAGAAGGGAUCUGUCCACGUGGCAAACCACGUCCUGACAGGUGGCCCCAUCAGAAUCGACUUUGAUGACUGACACCCACCCUCUGGAACGGCCUUCCUUAUCAAUGCCUUCCUUAUCAAUGCCUUCCUUAUCAGUGCCUUCCUUAUCAAUGCCUUCUGUCCUGGCCCUUUGAGAAACAAGGGGUAUUUGGCAAAGCCCCACUUGCACCUCAGGACUCGUUUUCCUAACCCUGUGAUGAUUAUUCGUUAAGUGUUUUGGACACUUGGACUGCAGAAUGGUUUGGUUUUACCUGCAUUUCUUCCCAGCAUUUCAACCCUUUGGCUGGAGGGACCCUGUUGCUUUGCAGGCCUGAAGUGUUUCCCAACUUUGUCUUUCCCUACAUCUGCCUGCAGGCUCCAGGACUGUUCGUCCUUGACUAAACAAAUGUUAUCUGAGGCCUUCUUGCAUCAGGCAGUACAAAUAGUAUCGUAGCUGAACGUGUUUGCUGUGCGGUUCCGUGAGCGAUGCUGAAGCUUUGGGGUGACUGUUAAUAAAAACAAGUAUAAAAUAUUCUGUCUUAUCAUGUGUAAAUUCCCUGGAGCUGUACAAUUGUCAUCACAGGCAGCUAAAGCUCAGCUCUAUCACAGGCACAUUUAAAUGUUAUUUUAAAGGGUGAAAGCUAUUUAAUAAGAUUUGAUUUUUUUUUUUAGUGUCUUUUGGUAAUUGCAUGCAGUUUAAUAGUAUUUAGUGUAUCAUUAUUUUUCUCUCUCUUCUCCCACCACCAAAAAUGCCUUUCCUAAGUGCCCUGGCACACUGAUUGUAAGAGAAGCACCAUUAAACAUCUAUAAACACC